GUUGAAGUGCAAAGGUCAUCAACCAGGAAGCUUGUUGACAACAGCUUCUCUUUAAAGUAGGCACCGGAGCAAAAUGGCUGACUCAAACUCAAAGGCAACCGAAGAGCAGUCGGUGGCAGAAUAUUACACCCAGGAGUUCAAACCGCGGGAGUACCUGGAUAAACAUUUCAGCGCCUUUAAAGGGGAAGACGACAAGGAAUGUGUCCAGCUUUUCAUAAUGGACCACCUACACCAGACAUUCGGCUCAGGUAUUUUCCAGGGAAAGCGACUGUUGGACAUCGGCACAGGCCCGUCCGUUCUGAGCGUCCUGAGUGCGAGCAAAUAUUUCCCGGACAUCACCUGCUCUGACUACCUCCCGGUGUGUCGGGAGGAGCUUCAGAAGUGGGUAGACGGUGACCCGGAAGCAUUCGAUUGGGGUGCGUAUUUCCGGUAUAUCAGCAAACUGGAGGGAAACAGCUCAAGUCCAGACGAAAUAGCAGCCCGUCUGCGAAAAGCUAUUAAAUCCGUGGUACACUGUGACGUCAAACAGAGCAACCCGCUUUGUACUGAAAGCGUUGAUCCGUUCGACGUGGUCGUGUCGUCCUUCUGUCUGGAGCUGGCGUGCGACUCGCCUGACCAGUACCGCGCAGGCGUGGGCAACAUGGCGUCACUCGUCAAACCUGGCGGCGGGCUGGUCCUUCUGGGCGACUUCAAAAACAACAUCAUCGUCGAGACGGAAAAGUUUGCCGACUUCGAACUCAACGAGGCGUUUCUUCGUGACGCUCUGGUCAGUCACGGCUGCACCGACAUCGAGAUUAAACAGGUGUCCAUGGUGGACGAAUGGCCGUGUGAAUUCUUUUACGCAACCGCAAGGAAGAUCUGAAUAAGCCACCUGUUUACAGUCA
Molecule: messenger RNA, 884 nt
Organism: Branchiostoma belcheri (Belcher's lancelet)
Lineage: Eukaryota; Metazoa; Chordata; Leptocardii; Amphioxiformes; Branchiostomatidae
Product: indolethylamine N-methyltransferase-like
Exons: 6
Coding region: 74-862 (262 amino acids)
Cellular component (GO): cytosol
Molecular function (GO): N-methyltransferase activity
Source: RefSeq, a predicted model, not a curated record